This is a messenger RNA of Heteronotia binoei (common prickly gecko), 777 nucleotides long. Its product is annotated as lysosomal acid phosphatase-like. Gene Ontology annotation, biological process: lysosome organization; dephosphorylation. Gene Ontology annotation, molecular function: acid phosphatase activity. The record is from RefSeq and is a predicted model, not a curated record. NCBI's taxonomy places the organism in Eukaryota, Metazoa, Chordata, Lepidosauria, Squamata, Gekkonidae. The transcript has 6 exons. The coding region runs from base 40 to 777 and encodes 245 amino acids. Gene Ontology annotation, cellular component: lysosome; plasma membrane.
ACCACUUCUCCCUAAAAGUAUUUUUGUCUUGACAUCAGGAUGAUCGAGUCUGUCCCAUAUCUGGCACAAAGCCUCAGUGGCUUUCGGUUCUCCCUUCUUAGCCUCUGCUUCUUUCUGCUUUUUCAAAGAGCCACAGGUGCAGGGAGGGAACUGAAGUUUGUGACAACGGUUUACCGACAUGGCGACAGAAGUCCCAUUUCGACUUUUCCCACGAACCCCCAUAAAGAAACCACUUGGAAUCAAGGAUAUGGACAACUCACCAGGAUCGGAAUAAAGCAGCAGCACAAACUUGGUCGAUUCUUUAGGAAUAAAUAUGGAAAAUUUUUAAGUGCUGAAUACAAAAGAAAGGAGAUUUAUGUCCUAAGCACAGACGUUGAUCGAACUAUAAUGAGUGCUCAAAGCAACUUAGCUGGCCUCUAUCCUCCAACUGGUAGCCAAAUAUGGAACCAUCGCAUUGCUUGGCAGCCUAUUCCAGUUCAUACUUUGCCUCGUAAAUAUGAUCAGCUAUUGUCCUAUCCUCGCCUUGACUGUCCACGAUUUCUUAAACUUCUGAAGGAAUCCUUGGACUCAGCUGCAUUCAAGGUCAAGCUGAAAGACUACAUGCCAUUCUUAGGUGGAAUAGCACCUAAACUCGGAUAUGAUGUGAAAACUCUUCUAGAUGUGAACAAUCACAAGCUCUGGAAUGCAUAUGAUACCUUACUUGUUCAGGUAUUUUUAUUAACUAUUAUAGCAUAUCCAUCUUCCACAAAAAGAGCCCUUCGGGACCACAUCACAUAA